Patella vulgata (common limpet) is the source of this 1879-nucleotide messenger RNA. RefSeq names its product UPF0489 protein C5orf22 homolog. Lineage: Eukaryota; Metazoa; Mollusca; Gastropoda; Patellidae. The transcript has a single exon. The coding region runs from base 241 to 1491 and encodes 416 amino acids. The record is from RefSeq and is a predicted model, not a curated record.
GUCACGGUCAUCCAUUUUUUGACUAGGUUAGCUUGAAAAAGACAUAACGAAGCGUUACUGUUAUUUGAACAAAUUGAAUCCCCGUGCGUCUCAUGUUAUAAACAGUGGCAUAGUAUUGGUAUUAUUGUGAAGCAACUUUCCACAAAAAAGGUGUUUGUUUUCGUCGGUUUAGUCCAAAUAGGCCAUAUUAUAGCCAUAGCCACACAAUUCACUAUCAGCCAGAGCGAAAGCCAAAGUAGCAUGGCUAGUUUUUCUGAUCUUAAGGUUUUUUGCGUAGAAGAUCACCACGAAGUUGUACCACAUAUUCACAGAGCAAUAGGAUCUAAACAACUGCCUUGGGAAAAUGUUGUUAUGGUUCAUUUUGAUUCACAUCCAGAUUUACUUAUUCCAUUUAAUAUGGAAGCAGAUGUGGUUUAUGAAAAAGAACAGUUGUAUGACAAACUCAGUAUUGAAAAUUGGAUAAUCCCUCUUGUUUAUGCUGGACAUAUCAACGAGAUUAUCUGGCUAAAACCACCUUGGGCAAACCAAAUACCAGAUAAACAAAUUACAUUUUUAGUUGGUAAAUGUAAAGAAACUAAGGCUAUUCGAACAACUUGCAAGGAAAGUUAUUUUGUAAAUGAACUCCUAUAUGUGCCUGAAAGUCAACUAGAAAAUGUCAAGACUGUAAAGUUGACAGUUAUUACAAUAACCACAGAUCAUUUUUGCGAUUUAUGGGAUGAAAAAUCAGCCUUAAAUCAGCAAGAAACCAAACCUACUAACGAAACAAUAUUGUCAGAGGGUCUCGCAUCUGGUAGGAAAAAGAUUAAGUUGGACAAAACAUCUGAAGUGACAAUAAAUGAAACCACUUCUACUCUUUUUAAGGAUUUAAAAGUAGCUUUAGCAGGACGAAAAUUUAUUUUAGACAUUGAUCUCGACUUUUACUCAACACAAAAUCCCUUUAAAGAUAUGUAUACUGAAAAACAAUACAACAUUCUGAAAAAAUUGUAUAAUUGUCCACCUGUUACAGACUAUUCAGAAGAAGGUAUAGAUAAAUGUGUGAAAAAUAGGACAGAACAACUUGUUUCUAUUAAAAACUGUUUGAUGAAAUGUUCAAAUUUAACAGAGAGUGAAACUCCUUGUGAAACAUUUUCCUCAGAAAGGUUUACUCUCAUAACAGAACUUGUUGAAGAUAUUCAAAAGACGGCAAGCGACAAAGAGAAAAUUGACUGGGAAAUGGUACAUGAAGCUGGAUGUACCAUUGAUGAUAGUGAAUUACCUCAUCAUAUCAGUACCACAGAACAAAUAAAUCACUUAAUCCAAGUUACAAAAAAUGUAUUAGAAUCUCUACCUAGGCCAACCUUAGUGACAUUAUCUCGAUCCAGUGCUGAUGACUAUUGUCCAGUGAGUCAAGUAGAUUAUAUAGAAGAAGCUGUAUAUAUGAUUUUGGAAGAGGCCUAUGUAUAUGUUAAAAUAAAACGGAUCUAUGAAGAAAAUUUAUCCGAAAGUGAUUGACAUUGAACAUUAAAAUAAAACGGAUCUAUGAGGAAAUUUAUCCGAAUGUGAUUGACAUUGAACAUCAUUGGAUAUUAUCUUUAAUCAACAAAUUAAAAAAGAACCACUUAAGUUGUGUGAAAUAUGAAAGUGAUGAUUUUAUUAAAUUUGAUAUGCAAACUGUCAAUUGAUGUUCUUCUUUUUCUAUACUCAACCUCACAGUUUGAUUAAAAAAUUUAAAACUAACAUUAUUAGGUCAAUUGAUUUAGGAAUUGUAAUUGUAAAGAGAUUGCUCUAUUUUGAAACAAAUACCAGAUCAACCAAAUGAUUUUUUUACUAACAUUUUAAAUGAAAAUGGUUUUGAUCAGAGUGAACACUACAUUUGUAAAACAUAUAAAAAAAUAAAUAA